Cornus florida is the source of this 4186-nucleotide messenger RNA. Its product is annotated as potassium channel SKOR-like. Gene Ontology annotation, biological process: potassium ion transport; transmembrane transport. The transcript is spliced from 13 exons. Gene Ontology annotation, molecular function: protein binding; voltage-gated potassium channel activity. Lineage: Eukaryota; Viridiplantae; Streptophyta; Magnoliopsida; Cornales; Cornaceae. The coding region runs from base 429 to 2909 and encodes 826 amino acids. The record is from RefSeq and is a predicted model, not a curated record. Gene Ontology annotation, cellular component: membrane.
CCUAUGUUUGUAGGUCCUAAAUGUCCUAUGAUAUGAUAACAGAUUUAUUCCUUGUCUAUGAAUUGAUUCUCUCAUCACCGCCCAGAUACUGUUAUAAAUUCCUGCAACAAGAAAGUCGAUGUUCUAUUGAAAUAUAUAUAUAUAUAUAUAUAUAUAUAUAUAUAUAUGGAUAGAUAGAUAGAUAGAUUCUCCAAUGCCCUCAAUCAAAAUUAUUGAUUAGAUUGACGUUCAGAUAGUAUAUAUACCCUCAAACUAUAGCAUCUUCGUAUCAGUCUGUGGCACAGAAUCAUCUCAAAAAUCAAAUGUACAUGAACCCAAUAGGCAAAGAACUUAAUUAACCUCUAGUGUUCGCUUAUAUAUACAUACAUACAUAUAUAUAUAUAGAGAGAGCAAAUCUAAUUAAGAUUUAAGAGUAAAGAGUGUUAUAUAUGAUGGAGACCGUGCAUAGAAGAAGAAGAUCAGGAACAGGUGGUGAUGAUGAGAGUUCAGAAGAUGAUGAAGAGUUCAAGGUCGAAGAGCUUCGAGCGGAGUCCAAUCCCAUAUCGACUUGGAAGGGUCUUCUAAAGCUGUUCGUGAACGGGUCAGGAGGAGGAGGAGGACCAGACUCAACCACACAUGCGGAGAGGAGUUUCAUUAUCCAUCCUGACAACUGGUGGUACCUGGUGUGGACUCAGUUCAUUCUGAUAUGGGCAGUGUACUCGUCCUUUUUCACACCCCUCGAGUUCGGAUUCUUCAGAGGAUUGCCGGAGAACCUAUUCCUUCUCGACAUCGCCGGACAAAUCGCCUUCCUCAUCGACAUCGUCGUCCGCUUCUUCGUCGCCUACCGGGACGCCCACUCCUAUCGUUUGGUCUACAGUCGCACUCUCAUUGCCAUUCGGUACUUAAAAUCUCGCUUUUUGGUCGAUUUGAUGGGUUGUUUGCCUUUGGAUGCCAUCUACAAGGUUUGCGGCAGAAAAGAACCAGUGAGGUAUCUAUUAUGGAUUAGGCUAAGUCGGGCACUUAGAGUGACAGAAUUUUUUGAGAGGAUGGAGAAAGAUACACGUAUCAAUUAUCUGUUUACGAGGAUUGUGAAACUUCUUGUUGUUGAACUCUAUUGCACACAUACAGCUGCCUGCAUCUUUUACUAUCUGGCUACCACUCUGCCUGCCUCCAAGGAAGGAUAUACAUGGAUAGGAAGUUUACAGAUGGGUGACUAUAAAUACGCACACUUCAGAGAGAUUGAUCUUUGGAAGCGUUAUGUAACAUCACUGUAUUUUGCCAUUGUUACCAUGGCAACAGUUGGUUAUGGAGAGAUACAUGCAGUCAAUAUCAGGGAAAUGAUAUUCAUUAUGAUCUAUGUCUCUUUUGACAUGAUUCUUGGUGCUUAUCUACUCGGUAACAUGGCGGCAUUGAUUGUGAAAGGAUCAAAAACAGAAAAAUUUAGAGAUAAAAUGGCAGAUAUCAUCAAGUAUACGAAUAGGAACAAACUUGGAAAGCACAUAAGUAAUGAGAUCAAAGGCCAUGUGCGAUUACAAUACGAGAACAGGUACACUGAGCUUGCAAUUCUGCAGGAUAUUCCAGUCUCUAUCCGAGCUAAGAUUGCACAAAAGUUGUAUGAGCCAUACGUUAGAGAGGUUCCUAUUUUCAAGGGGUGUUCUUUGGGAUUCAUCAACCAGAUAGCAAUCAAUGUCCAUGAAGAAUUUUUUCUUCCAGGAGAAGUGAUUAUAGAACAGGCGAAUCUAGUAAAUCAACUUUAUUUUGUUUGUUAUGGUAAACUGGAGGAAGUAGGAAGAGAUGAGGAUGAUAAAACAGAAGAACCUCUUCUACGUUCGCAGACUUACAACUCGUUUGGUGAAAUUUCUGUUCUUUGCAACAUUCCAGCACCUUAUACCAUUCGAGUUCGUGAAUUAUGUAGGCUACUGCGAAUAGAUAAACAGUCUUUCAUAAACAUCCUUGAGAUAUACUUCCAUGAUGGGCAGAUUAUUGUAAAUAACCUUCUGGAGGGAAAAGAAUCCAGUCUCCGGAACAAGCUGUUGGAGUCUGACAUUACACUUAAUAUUGGAAAACAUGAAUCUGAGCUGGCUACAAGGUUGAAUUGUGCUGCUUAUGAUGGAGACUUGUAUCGACUAAAACUUUUGAUUGGAGCUGGAGCAGAUCCCAAUAAAACAGAUUAUGAUGGAAGAUCACCUCUGCAUCUUGCUGCAUCUAAAGGAUAUGAAGAUAUUACUCUGUUUCUUAUCCACCAACAAGUACCUAUAGACAUUGUAGAUAAAUUUGGAAACACUCCGUUGCUCGAAGCACUCAAGAAUGGGCAUGAUCACGUGGCUUCUUUACUUGUCAAAGCAGGGGCAUCAUUGACUGUCGACGAUGCUGGAAGUUGUCUCUGUAUGGCUGUCGCAAAGAGGGAUUUGGAAUUCCUAAGAAGAGUUUUGGCCAAUGGCAUUAAUCCCAACUCCAGAAAUUACGAUCUUCGAACACCACUUCAUGUAGCUGCCUCAGAAGGGCUAUAUUCACAUGCAAAUUUAUUAUUACAAGCGGGGGCUAGUGUCUUUUCAAAGGAUAGAUGGGGAAAUACUCCAAUUGAUGAAGCUCGAGUAGGUGGAAAUAAGAAUCUAGUAAAGCUACUGGAAGAUGCAAAAUGUGCCCAGUUGUCAGAAUUUUCUGAUUGCUUUGAAGGAAUUCAAGAUAAAAUGCGGCAAAGAAAAUGCACGGUGUUCCCCUUCAACCCAUGGGAUCACAACAAAAAGGAGAGAACACAAGGAGUUGUGCUAUGGGUUCCACAAAGCAUUGAAGAGCUCAUUGUGGCAGCAACAGAGCAAUUAAAAUUUUCAGGUGCUUCAUGUAUUCUAUCAGAAAAUGGGGGUAAGAUUCUAGAUGUGCACAUGAUUUCUGAUGAUCAAAAUCUGUUUUUGGCGAGUGAAGAACGAUAAAGGUAAAUGGGGUGGUGCCUCAUGUACUUAGUAAGUUAUGAAUAUUAAGACUCCUAUAGUUUGUUGUCUCAGAUUUAACAUGUAUAAGUGAGCAAUGCUCCUCCUUGUUUAGGGUUUGUGUAUUUCAAUUCAAUUUGCUAUGGAAUACGAAUAAACUGAACCGAAAAACCAAACAAUAAAGAACAAGAAAAGAUUGGCAAAAUUUUCAAUCUUGUGCUCAAAUAUUUAAUCAUAUGUGUAUGUGUACCAAUUUGGUAAUGAAUUGCCUUUGGGCUAUUUGUUUUUCAUUCUUGAUUUGUGGAUGUGUUCUUUCUUUGAUUUUGGGUAUGCCCCAUGUAACUCUCUAAUGGAUUUGAUUCAGUAGCAUAAUUCUACUUGCUCAUUUUAGGAAAAAAUUAAUUAGUGGGAAAGACUACCGAAAACUAGUUUUCGAUUAACUGAAGAGUACAAUUACUAAUUUAUCCUUAUUUUUUAAUUUAUUAUAAAAAAUCAAAAUAUAUGCUAUUAUGAAAUUACCACUUUGCCCAUAUCUUCUUUCCCAAUUCAUUUUUGUUUUCCUUUCUUCUUCAUAAUGUUGUCAAAGAAGUAAUACCACAGUGGCUGCCGACUUUCCUUUCCUUCGGCGAGAUUGGAUUUGGGUUUUGCUGGGAUUGGAGAUACUCCGAUGAUUAAACAAAAGAAGGGAAAAAAAGGUGAAAAGUGGGUGAAGGUCAGGUUUUGCAGAAGAGAGACAGUUCCUCUAUAGCGGCGCUGCAGAAGCGAGCAAAGAUGACAUUGGCGAGCACUGUCUGAACGUACGACGAUGAAGUGUUCGGCAGUCAAGCGGCGGCGGCAGAAGACGACUACAAACAGCAGCAAGAAGACGCGAUUUGCGAUUCUGAGAUUCCUCCGGCACAUCCCAGAAAUGAUGUGCUCCACUGGGACGAGGGGAAAAAAAUAAACACAAAAAACAAGAUCACUUUCCUUGAUGUUGUAAAUUCUGUGAUGCACUCAAUUUUUGCGUCAAUAAUGGCUUGUAGUUUUUGCCUCACUUUAUUUAAAAUAUCAUACUUUGGACAUCAUGAAAAGAUGUUUAAAUCACGUAUCUAUAUUAGAAUUUGAGGUGAAUUAUCUUUUCAAUUAUCUUCUACAUUUCUUUCUUGUUUCCAACAUCUUAAAGAAUCUCAGAACAAUAAAUCUGUGAUGUUUUUUAUAUGAUCAGUUUUCACACUAUAGCAACUGGAUGAUGAUGUGCUAACAUCUGGAUGGCAAUGGUGGGUGGCGGCAGAAGGAAGUGA